Molecule: messenger RNA, 2881 nt
Organism: Schistocerca gregaria
Lineage: Eukaryota; Metazoa; Arthropoda; Insecta; Orthoptera; Acrididae
Product: AP-1 complex subunit beta-like
Exons: 5
Coding region: 209-2812 (867 amino acids)
Biological process (GO): intracellular protein transport; vesicle-mediated transport
Cellular component (GO): clathrin adaptor complex; membrane coat
Source: RefSeq, a predicted model, not a curated record
AAUUUUGAGCCAUUGCUGCGGCUCAACGUGGUCGUCUGUGUCGGAGUGAGCUGCGAUCUCAGAAUUCGAUUUUUCGACGACGCGAAAGGGUUGAAAUUUUUUACCUCACCGCAUUAAUACAUCGGAGUCUGCGACAUCUGCUGCCUGCCUAUCUUUUCUUCACUCAGCGCUGCAAGGCGAGGUCAGUCGAACGUCGUCGAGUUUCAAGAUGCCUGCGUCGUACGGCUAUUUCAGCACCACAAAGAAAGGUGAGAUCUAUGAACUUCGCCAGGAUCUGAUAAGCAGCAAGGAAGAGAAGAAGAAAGAGGCCGUUAAGCAACUCAUCGCUUCAAUGGCAGUUGGCAAGGACAUGUCUUCUUUGUUUACGGAGGUCCUGAACUGUAUUCAGACCAGCAACCUGGAACUGAAAAAGCUCGUCUACCUCUAUAUUAUGAACUAUGCUAAACUGCAGCCCGAGCAGGCUAUCCUGGCCGUCAACACCUUCCAAAAGGACUCGAAUGACAAGAAUCCCCUCGUUCGCGCCCUGGCUAUCAGAACCAUGGCCUGCAUCCGCGUGAAGGAAGUUAUCGAGUACUUCUGCGAGCCCUUGGGGCGUGCUCUUUCUGACCCGGACCCCUAUGUGCUCAAGGAGGCCGCCCUUUGCGUGGCGAAGUUGUACGACAUCGACCCUGCGAUGGUCGAGGAGCAGGGCUUUCUGAACCAGCUGUAUGACCUGCUCGGACACUCGAACCCCAUGGUGAUCGUGAACGCGGUGACGGCGCUGUACAGCAUUAGCGAGGUGUCUGAAAAGCCGGUUCUCGUCGUCAAAAAAUCGCUCCUAUUCAAGCUGCUGUCUAUUUUCGACGAGUGUACCGAAUGGGGGCAAAUUUUCAUUUUCAGCGCCUUGACAAGCUAUGUGCCUCAGAGUUCCCUGGAGGCCAGCAACAUAUGCUCGCGCAUUUCGCUCCACCUGCAACACGCGAAUAGCGCGCUGGUGCUGGCGUGCUCCAGGGCGCUGUUGCACUUCAUGAACUUCAUCUACUCGUCGGACACCAACGCGAGUCUGUGCCAGAAGAUCGCGCCGCCGCUCGUGACGUUGCUGUCUAGGAAACCGGAAAUUCAGUACGUCGUGCUGAGAAACAUCAACCUGAUUACUCAGUUGUACCCGACCAUUUUUCAGAAUUCGUUGUCCAUAUUUUACUGCAAGUACAACGACUGCAGCUACGUGAAGGCAGAGAAGUUGGAAAUGCUGGUGUUAUUGGCGAACGAAGAGAACUACGAGCACAUCUUGCUGGAGCUCAAGGAAUACAUUCGGGAGGCCGACCUAAACUUCGUGAGCAAAUCUAUCGAGGUGAUAGGUCGAUGUGCGAUCAAGUUGAAGUGCGCGUUGAAGAAGGUGACUGAGCUGUUGGCGGGCUUGGUCAGGACAAAGGUGCCGCACAUCCUUCAGCACGUGGCAGUUGUGGUAAAGGACCUCUUGCGGAAGUAUCCCGGACGGCUCGACCAGAUAGUUUCUCUUCUUUGCGAGGAUAUGCACAUUUUCUCCGAGUUGGACGCGAAGACCAGCAUGAUAUGGAUGAUUGGAGAAUACGCGGACAAGAUCAGUCAGCCCUACGAGUGUCUGAAAUCGUUUGUCGACAAUUACCUAGACGAGCCGUCUCAGAUUCAGUUGCAGCUGCAGACGUCCAGCGUGAAGGUGUACUUGAAAUUGGCUGACAAGAUGCCGCAAACUCGGCAGUUGAUGCAGACUGUUUUGAACAUGGCGCUUCAAACGGAUCACCCCGACGUUCGAGAUCGCGCCUAUAUUUACUCCAGACUACUCUCUAUCGACGUCGAGGACAUGAGGCAGAUUGUGCUGGCCGAAAAGCCCUUGGUGGUCGAGGUCGUAGAAUACUUGACGCCUUACCAACUGAAGGAGCUGCUGCCCUAUAUUUCGAUGCUGGCAUCCGUCUACCACAAGCUGCCCACUAAGCCCGGUUUCAGGCACUGGAAUGCGAUGUACAACCAGCACGUCGACUCGGAGGCGGGUCUGAGUUCGACGAACAGAUUCGGAAUUGACACCUCUUUGGACAAAUUGAACAAGCUCAGCGGCACGCAGGAUCUGUACAUCAAGGAGACUUAUCGCGUUUUGGACUCCCCUGAUGAACUCGGCGUGAGAAUAGACGUAGGAUUCGUUCGCUCCGACAAGUCGAAGUUCUAUUUUUUGAUGAGCGUGACCAACUGCUUCGAUCAGGCUACGUACGGUCCAUUCUACGUCAAGUUCGCGCCAAACUAUGCAAGGCUAGUGCCCGUCGUGUCCGAAAUCAAGGGCGUCUUGCUCCCCUGCCAGACCUUGGACAUCGAAAUUCCCUGUUGCUACAACAACGAAAGCGCGCCGUUCUCAGACCACGUUCAAGUUUUUCUUGACUUGAACUUUCAUGUCGAAUUCGACGUGCCGCUGCCAAUCUAUUUGCUGUUCAAGGAACAGCUGUCCUGCAGUCCGAGCAAGUACCUCUUAAUGUGGGAGAACAUCCAAAACGAGAACGCGCAGGUCAUCGAGACGGCGCAGCUAUUUUCCCCGAACCCCAAGCACGUGGUUGCCCGCUUGCUCGCCUACAACCUAUCGAUGAUUAUAACGGUGACCGCGAAAAAUGGCUCGGUCAACCACUACAUGAUCGCUCAAAUAUGGGAUAAUUGCAAGUUUUUGUUCGAAUUUACCUUUUUCGAAAACUAUCUAAUCAUGACGCUGAAGUGCGACGAAACUUCUCUCAAACUGAAUCUAGAACAGGUGUUGUCUCAUAUGAACGACCUCCUCACGAAGCCCGGUAGGUCCCCACUCAGCCAGGCGGGGUGAUGGCGUUGACGAGGGAUGGGCAAAGGAAAUAAAAAAAAGCAGAAGUGUGUUGUUUUGAGUCCCGGAGGU